Baudoinia panamericana UAMH 10762 is the source of this 1371-nucleotide messenger RNA. RefSeq lists its product as uncharacterized. Bases 1 to 1371 code for a protein of 456 amino acids. Gene Ontology annotation, molecular function: nucleic acid binding; RNA-DNA hybrid ribonuclease activity. NCBI's taxonomy places the organism in Eukaryota, Fungi, Ascomycota, Dothideomycetes, Mycosphaerellales, Teratosphaeriaceae. The transcript has 3 exons. The record is from RefSeq and is a predicted model, not a curated record.
AUGACGCUCAGAACGAUUAGGGCUGCGCAUCGCACAGGUGUUGUUGACCUUACAAGAGAUGGUCUGAGCGAUGAAGGCAUCGAGGCGUCUCCGCAAAGUGAGACCAAGCGCCAAAGACCUGCGCGGUCGCGCCGCCCUGAGCUUUUGGUGAAGGAUCUGAGCCUAGCCGAUGACGUUGAGCAUAUAGACAUCGCUAACAUAAUUGGUCACCCACUCCCAGCCGCACUGAAGCAGCCGAUUGAGAUCCAUGACGGAGGUAUUGUACCUUACCGGCCUAGCAUCCGUGGUCCGCAAGACCUAUACCGCAUAACGUGUGUUCAGGGCAAGCACGGUCAGCUUGACAUCGAAGUGGAGCUCGUGGACACAGAUGGAUCCCGCCAGUCCAGGCACGCCGGCUGUGGCGUAGCCCUUACAGACGGAGACGAUUGGCGUGGCGAAGCCGUCCCUCUGGGCGUGAAGACGCCAAGUGAAGCUGAGGAGCAUGGACUGAUGCACGGUUUGUACAUGAUGCGCAGGUAUCUCGACACUGAUGUGGAGCACAUUGUGUUCCGCACUGACUCCUCGGGUACUUUAAGCUCUCUUGCUCGCUGCAUGGAAGGUGAAGCGAGGAGCGAAUGGACAAACACUGAAACGGUCCGCUUUCGCAACGAGCUUUUCAGCAUGUAUGCUUACUUGAAAAGGAAGGACUUCCAGUGGGUCAAAGCUCAUCACUUUUGCGAUGGAAAUGCGGUGCCGGAUUACUUUGCUGGUCAUGCCUCGAAUCAGUCUCAAGGGGGUGCGCCAUCGCUCGUGCCUAUCGUUUGCCCGAACGAUAGCAUAACUCUCGUCCACCUUAGGCAAGCAGAGAUGCUGGCGCAAGGUAAGAGGCUACGUCUCACAGGUGACGAAGCGGAGAAUCCUUUCGACGUUGAUGGCGCCACACUCGCUAGCGCCGGGCUUCGAACUGUGCGGCUGCGGCUCACAGAGGGCGAAAUGGACAAACCGUUCGACGUCGACGGACCUAUAACCCCUGGCGCAGGGCUUCGGACGGUGCCCAACAGGCUUACACUCAAGCGGAAGAGAGGACAGGACACGGAAGACAUUGCCAGUCCCCUUCCCGCUGAAACACUAGAGGAUGCUCGGUCAAGGUACUUUCAGCAUCUUGUCGCUCCUCAAGGCCGUAAGGUGGGGGCCCGGCCAAGAUUGAUCGAAGACACAGCACUACGGCCUACCGGCACUAGGGCGAAAGGCAAAGCCCUGGAGAUGGGGUCCUCGCGGCGUCGUUUUCAGAUAAUCAACCGCGCAUGCACUCCAAUUUCUGGAACAGCCUCCGCGGUUUCGCUUUGCUGUGGAGCGGUUCGUCCGCAACAAUGCCGACGAGAUCGAGUGUGA